CAGUUGAAGAUGAUAGUUGAUACUUGACCAUUUGAUAAUGAGCUGCUUCCGUUUAUCUGAUUUUUCUCCGACGAACUUGAACUGUAUCCACGUUUCAAUUUAACCGUUCCUCAUGUUCGAACGUAUACUAAAAGUAUGAUUUCAUCUCUGGGGUGCUCUAUUUUGUUGAUCCUUUCAUCGAUUGUGGCUUCGCCAACUACUCCACCACAGGGCAAAAGUUUUGAUGAAUUACUAGAUUCACUAAUAGCCGCAGAAACUAACCGGCAGACUGUCUUGAAGAAGACACUAGAAGUGGCAACUGAACGUAAAAGCAAUGUGACGCUUAAAUUCUUGGAGGUCAUGGUGGAGGCGGAUGAGGCGUUUGUAAACAUACGACGAUUUUUCGAUGCUGGUAGGAUUUUUUUCGAUUUCAAGAAAGGAAAAUCCGACCUCAAGGAAGUAGAUGCAUUCAUGAAAACUGACCUCUUGCGAAAGGAGAAUUUCUUGAAUGAUCAAAUGCUUAAGCUGGCCGAAACACACAAAGCUGCAGAGGCUCAAAUGCACCAGGAUCUGCCCCAGGACACAUUGAGCUUAGUGCAGCCUAUAAUUGUCGCCCUCAAGGAGAGUGAGGAAUUGAUAGCUCCACUCGGAAAACAAUUCCAAAUUAAUUUGGAAGCGACUAACAAAGAAUCACCCACAUAAGAUCAUGAACUUUCGAUGUUUCACUCACGCCUGAAUGAUUCUAUGUAGAACAUUACUGACAUCAUAUUUCUCUUAUAACCGAUUUUCUCAAUAAAAAUUUGUAGCAUACGA
Molecule: messenger RNA, 792 nt
Organism: Bemisia tabaci
Lineage: Eukaryota; Metazoa; Arthropoda; Insecta; Hemiptera; Aleyrodidae
Source: RefSeq, a predicted model, not a curated record